UUUUUGUCCAUGGUGAAGUAAUAUGAAUCAUUAGAAAAGGCCAACAUAACUGUCACAAUGCCCGAUUAAGAGGAGGAAUAAUGAGCACGAGAGGCAGUAAGUUGGUAUCAGAAAUACAAGAACGAUAUUUGGAAUGCAGCAUUUGUACAGAGAUAUUUGACGAACACGAACGUAUACCUAAACUUCUUCCAUGUCUUCAUACAUUCUGCUUGGCAUGCCUCAAAACACUGUACAAAAAAGAUCGAAUAAAAUGUCCCACCUGCAACGGCUUAUAUAAGUUAACUAAACGAGAAUUUAACGAUCUUCCUAAAGAUAAUACCCGACGUGACCUGACGUCAUUCAUUAAAGUCAAAAGUAGGCCUGACAAUGAGUGUUCAUAUUGCGGAAACCGUGUAAACGAAUUGUUUUGUUGUUAUGACUGUGACAUAUGCUUUUGCUUUAAAUGCUGCAAAGUGCACAAACAAAACCAUUCAUCGCAUAACGUGCAAGGAUUGAAGGAAGAAACAUCCGAUGUUUGUAAAAUUGCUGGACAUGACAAUAGUCCUCUGAAAUAUUUUUGUAAGGGCCCUUUAUGUGAAACAGUUAUAUGUGCUAAUUGUGCCUUAUCCGAUCACAGAGAUCAAGGGAAACACUACUUAGAAGAUGUGAAACAAACUAUUGAUCAACGCAAAGAUCGAUUAAAGACAUCUGUUGCAGCUCUGAGAAGACAAAUAAACACAGUGAAAGUCAUAGAGAAGACUUGUGAAGAAAAAGAUAUUUCCUUGCGAAAAGAAAAGGAGAAGUUCUGCACAAAUGUAGAACGAAUCUAUAAUGACGCAGUACAAGCGUUAAAUUCCAAAAAAGAACUCAUAGUCCAGAGUUACAAGAAAUUGGUUAAAGGACAGGAAGAAAGUAUUAUAAUCACACAAGAAAGAACUUCCCCUUAUAUUCAAAACGCUGAGGAAUGCUGUAAUAUAACCGAAAGACUACUCUCCGAUAAUGGAAUUAAAUCGUUUCUUGCAGUUGACAAAACUUUGAAUAAUCGUAUCCAGGAAUUCGUAGAUAAAUCCUUUGAAAAUUUUGACUUUAAUGACAAAGCAGGUUUACACUCUUUACACGGAGACGUCACGUCAUUUGAGCAAUCUGUUAAAGGCCUUAGAGACUCCAUGAAAACUUCACAAUCGGGUUGUCUAUAUGGUUAUGAUUUCCCUAAAGGUAUUCUAAAGAAGCGUUUUUCUUGUCCUGAACCAAAGAAAAUUUUGAAUAUAGCUAUCAGAACUGUGAAGGGAGUGUGUGCUUGCCUUUACGACACAUUUGUUAAGGAACCCGAGCAAGAGACGUUUCUUGAUAGGCUGAAGCGAACAUCCAAAGUGUUCAUCCCAAUAUUUAUUCUGCUUGCAAUGGCAUUUCAACCAGCGGACUUGUUUAUUUCAAGUAAUUAUUUUUUGGUUGCAAAUUCCACGUUCAAUACUAAACCGAAAAGCUCAUUUGUAUGUAGAUCAUUUGACAACAAAACAGUUUCAACUAUUCCAUAUAGUUAUAGCCGGACAUGCGGUUCGAAAGAUACUUUUUUCAAAUACAAAGGUGUCUUCGUGGACAGAGAAUUUAUACGUUACAAAUCGCAUACUUUGGACUUGGUUGUGAGAUUUCAAGAACAUUUCUUAGCAGAGAGUGAUUAUGAAGGACUUUUUCUAUUUGAAUUUGGUAUGACACCUAAAAGUAUUAACACAGAAUACCUCUUUGAGAGUAGUAUUAUAACUCUUACUGCGUACAGCUGUAGAAAUAUGUAUAGUGUUUGUAUAAGCAUUGGUAAUGGUCGAAAUAACCCACUACCAUUAGACAAAAUUUUUGUUUCCGAGGGAAAUUCUAAUUAUAUGAAAGGGAAGUUCAGUAUUCGAAUUCAACCAGAAAGGGGAAUUAUAUCGUUUUUUUCUAAAACAGCUGAACCAAUCCUGUUGUACAAAUUCACAAAUGUUUUAAUAGAAUCUUCAUUGUUUGGAGUGUUUGCCUUGUAUGAAGGAGAAAAAAUAUCUGUCUCAAUGUCUUUGUCUACUGACAAUAGUAUUCAGUUUGAUAGAUCUACUCUGCAUCCAAGUUUAUACAUUUCAUCUGAUAACAAAACAUUUUCCAACCGACCAACAUCUUAUACUAGACUUAACGAAAGGAAAGACAACAGAUAUGUCUACGCGGCUCCAUUAUUAACUGCCUCACAUGAACACAUAUAUACUGUUGUGAACAUCGAGUUUACCCAUAUGGACGGUUUAAAACAUGGAACAAAAAUGUUUGAAAUCGGAGUUGGGAGUAACAAAAACAAGAAGCUCUAUGAAGAUUUGAAAUUUGAAUGCUUCAUAUGCAGAACAACAAGAUAUCGGAUAUUUGACGGUUCUGGAUAUUGUUUACAAAGCAAAGAUGGCCUUACUAUAAUUAGACAAAAUUUUAGAAUUAUCAUGCAUUACCACAUUACGAAAAAUAAAUUAAGCUUCCAUAUUCCGAAUACUGAAGGAGGACGCAGUUAUUAUAUCUACACAUAUACGAAUUUUGAUUGGGUUCUUCCAACCUUUUAUAUUGGCAAAAUGGAUUCACUAGACAUAACAGCAUCGUGGACAAAAGAUGUUCUUCUAUAUGACUUAGCACAGUUAUUAUUUUCAGACUGGUAUUAUACAUAAAUUAGACAUAAAUCAACAACUUAAAUCGCUUUUGUAAAAUGCAGGAAUAUGAAAAAUAAUUUUAAUAAGAAACGAACCCAUUUGAUUUCCAAAUUGCAACUAAUUAUUUUAUUUGUAAUAAGGAACAUAAUUUUCGGUAAUUUUAUAUUUCAUAAUAUACGUUAGUUUGUCAAGCAACAUUGUAGGCAUACACAAUUGAUGAAUCUUAACCAUUGUUAUGACGUCAGCCUAUUCAUUUACUGUGAAUCCUUUUUCCUAAAUUUGUCGGUUAAAAGGACUCACGAAAUUAUAAACAAUUAUCUAAUGUACCAGGUUUUUAAUUUGAUCGGCCACACGCGCGUUUCGCCUACACGAGACUUAUCAGUGAAGCUCAGACCCAACAAAUAGAAAGCCAAACAAGUAUAAAAUUGAAGAGCAUUGAGGACCCUUAAUACGGCUAAGGUAAUCCAUGCAUAGGAUAAGAAAAUCCUUAGUAUUUCUUAUAAUUCAUACUUUUGCAAACAAUUUAUUUAUAAAAAUGACCAUACAAUUGAUAUUCAUGUCAACACCGAAGUGCUGACUAUUGGGCUGGUGAUACCCUCGGGGACGAAACGUCCACCAGCAGUGGCAUA
This is a messenger RNA of Mytilus trossulus (common blue mussel), 3256 nucleotides long. RefSeq lists its product as uncharacterized. The transcript is spliced from 3 exons. The record is from RefSeq and is a predicted model, not a curated record. NCBI's taxonomy places the organism in Eukaryota, Metazoa, Mollusca, Bivalvia, Mytilida, Mytilidae. Bases 81 to 2645 code for a protein of 854 amino acids.